Emiliania huxleyi CCMP1516 is the source of this 855-nucleotide messenger RNA. RefSeq lists its product as hypothetical. Bases 1 to 855 code for a protein of 284 amino acids. Lineage: Eukaryota; Haptophyta; Isochrysidales; Noelaerhabdaceae. The record is from RefSeq and is a predicted model, not a curated record. The transcript has 3 exons. Gene Ontology annotation, molecular function: hydrolase activity.
AUGCUCGCUCUCUCCGCCCUCCUGCCAGCCUACUCCCACCCGUCUUCGGUCUGUGCGGUCGGCGACCUGCAUGGCGACCUGCAGCACGCUCUCGCGGCGCUCGCGCUCUGUGGCGCCGUCGACCCGGAGACGGGGAGCUGGGUGGGCGGCGCGAUGACGGUGGUGCAGACGGGCGACGUGCUCGACCGCGGAAACAAUUCCCUCGGCGUGCUUCGCGCGCUCUGGCGGCUACAGGCGGAGGCUGAGGCCGCCGGCGGCGAGCUGGUGCUGCUGCUCGGCAACCACGAGCUGAUGAACAUGCAAGGCAAGGUCCACUACGUGCACAAGGCGGAGCUGGCGGCGGAGGGCGGCGCCGGCGCGUGGAAGCGGCGCAUGCAGCCCACCGUCGGCGACCUCGGCGCCGCGCUGCUGCGGCACGACGCCGCAGCAGUGCGCGGCGGAGGCGCCUGCCGGACGCUGUUCGUGCACGCUGGCGUGCGGCUGUCGGUGGCGGAGCGGUUCGGGUCGGUCGAGAGACUGAACGAGGCGGUGGGGCACAACAUUGUGCCGUGGGUCUCCUCGCGCUGCGGCGGCACACUCGCGCUGCUUGACGUUGGCAUGUCUUCCGCGUACGGCGGCUUGCCCGCCGCGUGCGACGUCGGAGAGGAGGGCGAGGCGCGAACCGCGGCGCUCUACUACCACGGCGCCGCCACCCGCGGCCCCGUGCGCAGCGUCUCGCCGCCUCCCGAGCUAUGCGAUGCUUGCAGCCGCUUCACGCCGGCGGGCGGCGGAGGCGACCGCGCCGAGGCGGCGCGGCAGGAGAACGCCGCGCACGACUGCCACGAGUACUGCCCGCCCGAGAGGAUGGAGCUCUAG